CCAUACAGGAAGACGGGCUUCAGACACGCGAGAGAUCGCGAGCAGGUCCGGGUUCCCAGCACUGGCCGACAAGUCCCACGGACAUCCCGACAGGAUGGGGCUGCAGUCCAGCUUGUGAAAGCCUCAGAUCGCUAAACCCCGGCCCCGCGAAGAGGGGCGUCUCUCGAAGACAACGAGCGGCCUUCUGCCGUGUGUAAAACCCCCAAAAACUUUUUUUUAGUAAAAAAGCAUUUUACUAAACGUGUUUGGCUCAGGUCUUCUGCCAUUAAAGUAUCGACGACGACGACGACGUUAGCUAGCAUCGUCAGACUCGGGGCGAUGGAAAACUGCCAGUUUCCCGUUUUCUUUGAGGUCUCGCACCUCGACGAGAAAACGAAGGAGAAGCUUGAAAAUUAUUUUAAAAUCCGGAGGAAGUCCGGAGGAGGAGAAUGUGGGAAGAUAGACCACACUGGGGGCAACGUGUACAAGAUUUGCUUCCAGAAACGAGAAGACCAGGAAAGGGUUCUGCAGAAGAAAGACCACGUUGUAGAAACGUCCUCGGGACCCAUUACUCUCCUGGUGAGGAGCCCAGAGGGUCCGCCUGCCAGUCCUUUGAAAACACCCCCUGCCUCUCCGUCUUCGGCAAACCAGCAGAGCUCUAUACCUCAGUCUCCUUUGUCUGCUGCGGCCACCGUUCACCCAACUAGCUAUCCUGGACACCCUGCUUCCCCGGGGAAGGUCCUACAGCUGGACCAUUAUCUCCUGCGCUAUCUCCAAGAGUGUCCCCAAGCCGGUGAGGACUUGAAGGAUCUGCUCUCCGCCCUCUCCUGCUCCGUGCGGCUAAUCCCGGAGGCGGAGGAGGCAGUGGUGACUUUAGAAGGAAGUGCCUGGUCGGUACAGUGGGAGGCACAGGUGGAUGAGGUGUUCAGAGGCAUACAAAGGAAAUACCCCUGUCACUACGAACCCGAUCUGACCAAGCAGCAGAUCCUGAAGAAACACGCAUUCCUGACGUCCAGUGGGGUCUGUGUCUACUCGGAGCCGAGCCAGGGCUUCGUGGUGAUAGUGGGCCAGCAGAGAGACGUGGAGGAGCGGUUGAAGGUACUGGAUGGGAUUACGGAGAGGGAGAAGGGACGGAAGGGACAGAGCACAAAAUGCAGAAUUCCUGGCGUUGGAUACAAUCUCAUACGGGAUUCUUUGGAGCGGGAACUGAGGGCAGAGUUCCCCAACCUAAAUGUUUAUAAGGAAGAUAUGUCCAGCCUGACACUUGAAGGAUCCCAUAUGGAUAUUCAGGCAGCACGGUCCAAACUGAAGGAAAGGCUUGGGAGAAUCCAGGAGCGGGUGGUCACUUUGCCACGCCCACUGAUUUCUUUCCUGAAAGACACCGGAGGCGUGGACGAAUUCACUGCCAGUUUCUUCAACACAUUGAGGAGCCAAGUCAUCAUGGACGUUGACCUGGACCUCAAGAUCUUCAGUCUGUCCCGGGAAGCUCUUGAUGGGGCUGAGAAGAUCAUCCGUAGGGAACUGCAGGUAGAGGACGUGGUGCUCGGGGGAGAAUUAACCUCCGCUUCCCGUGUUGAGAAGCUGCGAGCAUCUUUAGACAGAAUCCGCAUGCGCCUGAACCAGGGAAGGAGAAGAGUGCAGUUCCAGUUUGUCCAAGGUGCUAGUGAAGGAACACUCUGCAUCCAGAUCUGGGGGUUCAAAGAUGAAGUGGGUAGGCUGGGAGAAGAGGUCAAGAGGUACAUGACAGAUGAGGAAACAACCAUAGAGGCUGUUGAGCUGCCAGACUCUGGGAUGGUUGACUUCUUCUUUGACGUGCUAGAUCUCAUCAGUGUGCCGCAUGAAGGGGUGGAACUUGCAACAGUGUCCUCCCCUGCACCUGCGGUCCAGCUCAAGGGACCUCAUCACCUCGUGAUGGCGCUCAAGGGCUCCCUGAAGAAGGCGCUGGAUGCUUUGGUGUGGGAGGUGCUGACCAUCAACAAACCAGGAGCUUUUAAGUACUUCCAAGAUGUGGGAAACGCCUACCUGACCAUGGUGGGCAAAUUGCAUCACUGCCUCAUCAGGCCCAGUCAGCCCGGGCAGGUUACAGCUGCAGAUCCAGCACAGGCUGCUUCUCAGGGAGUCUGGUGCAGCUUCCGUCUGGAAGGGGGGCUCACUCUCAUGGUCCGCCUAGGGGAUAUCACCAUGGAGAAAGUCGAUGCCAUUGUGAAUGCAGCCAAUGAAGAUUUGGACCAUUGUGGAGGGAUAGCUUUAGUCAUCAGCAAUGCCGGAGGGCCAUCCAUACAGAAGGAGAGCAAGGAAUGGGUGAAGCGAAAUGGGAAGCUGCCCACUGGGAAGGCCGUGGAGACAUCCGCGGGCUCCUUGCCCUUCAAGAUGGUCAUCCAUGCUGUGGGUCCCAUGUGGCAUGGCCGCCAGGGUGUCGAUGGAGUCCGAAGGCUCCUGGAUGGUGCUGUAAGAGAGUCCCUGGAGAUUGCAGAGCGGGGGGGCUGCCGGUCCUUGGCCAUACCCUGCCUGAGCUCAGGGAUCUUCGGUGUCCCCGUGGACAUCUGCGCCCAAACCAUUGUGGAGGCAGUGAGGAAUUUCGCCAGGAUGUCCCGCACACUCCAGGCCGUGACCUUGGUGGACACCAACAGGGACACUGUGAGCGAAUUUCAGGCAGCCUGCGGAAGGGUGCUGGGUGGAGUGGUGGGACUGCCAGUGACUUUGGAGAAUUCAGGAGCAUCUGGAAGCGAAGUUUUGCAAACGACCUCCUCACCAGUUCCCAGGAAUUCCAGCAUCCAAGUGGACAUCAUGCAGGGGAGCAUUGAGAGCCAGCAGACAGAUGUUGUGGUUUCACCAAUGAGGGACCAGGACCUAAUGUCCACCAGAGUGGGACAGUGCUUAGCUGGAAAGUCUGGAGAUCAGCUCAAUAACAAGUUUUCUCAAGCUGUCCGGCAGAGGAGAUUAGUCCCUGGAGACGUACUUCCGGUGGACGGGGUCUCUGGUCUGGCAGUCAAGCACGUCUUCUUCAUUGAAUGUCUGAAGUGGGAUGGUUCCCAUGAUGGCAGAGCUAUGGAGGCUCUUCGCAGAGGGUUAAGGUGUGCUCUGGAGAGGUGUGAGACGCAAGGUCUGAGCUCCAUCACCUUCCCAGUGAUUGGUCCUGGGGUGGCUCUGGGGUUUUCUCAUUCAGUGGCAGCCCACACUCUGCUGGAGGAGAUCGGACACUUCGAGCAGGAUCGACUAACCCAUUCAGUUUCCCAUGUCCGGAUCAUCAUUCACCCCAGCGACAAGGUCUCCUCUGUGGCAUUUCAAGAAGCUCAGCAGAGAGUGAGAUUAAGGGGUCUACAGAUGGCCCUACAGCCAGUGCAGACCACCUUCUACCACUCCCUCAGCUUGGGUCAGGAUGACGUCUCGGUCAUGGUGGGUGGGGUGAGGAUGCAGAUUGUCUUUGGGGACAUCGUGAAGGAGGCUGUGGAUGUCAUAGUCAACUCCACCGACUUCUCAUCGAACUCCGCAGGUGUCUCCAGAGCUAUUUUGUCUGCUGCCGGUGCCACGGUUCAGGCAGAGUUAGCAAGAGUCACGUCGCCCCCUGAUGGAAUCUUCACUACUCAGCCAGGCAACCUGCGGUGCAAGACGAUCGCUCACGUCUGCGGGAAAAACAGCCUGGAGGAGAUCCGGAAGCUGUCCGGCAAGAUCCUGAAGCUGUGUGAACAGCGGGCUUUCAAGUCAGUGGCCUUCCCUGCUAUUGGCACCGGUGUGGCGGGAAUGGAUCCCAAGGCAGUGUCCAAGUCCAUGAUCGACGGGAUCUCUUCCGCUGUGCGAGACGGAUCCUUUCAGAACCUCUCGACGGUGCGUUUAGUCCUUCUGCAGAGGAACGUCUUUGAAGCCUUCAAGUCAGAGGCCGAGAGCCGCUUGGGCAAAGCAGCUCCCCAGCCCACAUUCAUAGAAUAUGGAAAAAAACUGAUAAAACAGGUUAAAAACCGAGGAGAGCAGCCUUCCAAGAUGGCGUUCAAGGGAGGGAAGAGCAGCAUGGCGUUCUGCACUCCCGAGAAGCAGUUCCCUGCGGCUGUUUUUGACAUCAUUGGGCAGAAGAAGGAGGAUGUGAAGAAAGCCAAGGAGCAGCUGGAAUCCAUCUUCCAGAAGCAAUUCUGCGAGAAAGAAAUAGAUGAGGAAGAAGUGGGCAGGCUGGGCGAGGAGGAAAUCCCGCACAUCUUGGAUCGAGCCAUCAGCAAGGGGGUCACAAUCCGACGUGGGAAAUUUGGGAAGUUCAUCCUGCAAGGUCUGAAGGACAUGGUGAUGGACAUCUUCCAUGUCAUGCAUGUAGCCUCUAACAAGUCCCUGGCAAAACAACUGGAGGAGAGGCAGCAGGCAUUACUUGCUCAGAUUGUACUGUGGCAGUAUAACAUGACCAAUAACUGGGAGAAUUUUGACAAGGAAGCCAACUACCUCCUGGAGAUGGGUCACCAGAAGAAAGCAGCCACUGUUGAUGUUAGCGACAAGGAUGGGACUCCUCUCCGAGUUGACCUCAAAACAAAAACGGCAGAAAAGCUGCAGAGCUCCCAGACCGUACAAGUCAGGAGGAGAGAGCUCAGGUCAGAUUUCUGCUUUCCAGAAUACUGGGAUAAUAUGGCUGAAGGAGAGAUACUAAAGAAAGUCGUCCUUCAGGUCAACUCUUCAGAGUACCAAGAAAUCGCACAUCUCUUUAACAAGACAUCAAGACAGAAAGCCAUACACACUAUUGAAAGAGUGCAGAAUGUGCAUCUCCGCCGGGCGUACUGGGUGAAAGAGCAGCACCUGAGGGAGAAAAACAGUCCGAACGAGGUCGGGGAGAAGAUGCUGUUUCACGGAACUGCAUAUAAUGCCUGUGACUCCAUUGAGAAGGGCGGCUUCAACAGGAGCUUUUCAGGACAGCAUGCCACGGCUUUCGGAGCCGGCGUCUACUUUGCUGUGAACUCCUCCUACUCUGCCAACCCAACCUACUCCAGCCCGGACCCGAAUGGUUUCCAGCGCAUGUACGUAGCCCGGGUCCUGACUGGACGGUACACGCUAGGGAAGAGCAACAUGAGAGUCCCCCCUGCGCGCUCCUCUGCUGACCCCAACGACCGCUUUGACAGCGUGGUGGACAAUCCCCAGAACCCUUCGAUGUUUGUCACGUUCCAUGAUGACCAGGCCUACCCAGACUACCUCAUCACCUUCCGCUGAUGCCUCCAGGCCCUGUACGUACACAGGUGGUUGAGGGUUAAGGCUCCUUCUGCAAGACAGGCAUAGCCCUCGUAAAGCUUGUUGUGUCUAUCUUUUUAGUCAAUUUAAAACCAAUCUUUUUUUACUUAUCCAGUCUGGCUUUUUCUAUCUCGGCUUAGAGCUACGUAACCCUCCAACCGCACACUGGGACAGGAAGAGGAAGUUUAGGCGAACUCCUCUGACCCCACUCGUCUUUUAACAUUACCCAGGCAGGGUCAGUGCAGACUGGUGGAGAUGUGCGUCCCUCACAGACUACACCACAUGCCUGCAAGGACCUGGGAGGCCAUAGGGGGGGGCUGUAUCCCCAAGACACCCCUGAUAGAUUAAACACGCCCUGCUCUCGCCAGCACUCAGACAAAUGUGGGGAAUAUGACUACAGUCGACUAGUUGACAUAAUCCGCGCUGAUAGGUUAAGUAGAGUGGAGAGAAAUUCACAAUUUGCAAUCAUGACUCCAGAGCCCCCUCUCACCCCCCUGCAGUCCAUCAUCACCCUCGCAGUAGCCAUUUUGCUCAUCACCAAUGAAGGGAUCUCCUACAAUGUCACUCUGUCGCACACUGUCAUAUGGUAUAUAUGCAAAUCUGAAUGUAGUAUAUAUCUUUCUCUGGGUGUAAUUGAGAGGUAUGUGUGUUAAUUGGGGAGCAGCCUGACUUAAACUACAGAUUUUGACCGAGAAUCGGUCCUGGAGAGCUACAGUACAACAGGACAGAAAUGUAGAGUCACAUAAUAUCGUGUCAGAGUGGCCGAUCUUCUGCUGAUCUACAUGCAGGCUGGCACGGCAGCAAUUGAAUGUCCUCCUGAAAUAAUCAGCUAAUGUCACCGUCUCGGACAUGAUGUUCAUACUCCGGUUUCCAAGGUGGCUGAGAUAAGGCGUAAAAUCAGCGCACUUGAUCGUUUCAAACAGCUCAAAACAGCUGGAUAAUAACACAUAUACUCUUCAAAGAACCUGCUGCAGGCAACCAGUUAGCUCAGUUGCUUAGAGUUGGGUACUAAUAAUACCAAGGUUGCGAGUUUGAACUCUGUAUGAUAAUUAUUAAUAAUUAUAAUUAUUAUAACUCUGUAUGGGCCCGUUGUCUGAUUUGCUUUUCAAGAUCUCUUUGUGUUACUUCUCUGACGUUGAAGUUAUAUUUUAUGACACUUAUGGUUUUGUUCAUCAUUCUGAUUUUGAACAUACCGCGGGGGUGGAGUCAGACUGGCUGAAUGUCCUUACUAAGACCAUGUGACAAUCGUUUCACUAACGUUCUGAAACAAUGUUCACAAAGUUCACAAUGCUGUCUUGAGAACAAAAAACAUAGUCAAGUAUAUAACGUGCGGGUUGUCUCUGAUCUUACUGAAACACGAAGGCAAUUUGUUUUCCACUUUAUUUUGGGAAAUUGGUAAAAACGCAGAAUUAUUUAAUUUCGGGUGAAAGUUUAAAUAAAGACAACAUGUUUGGAAAA
Molecule: messenger RNA, 6633 nt
Organism: Lepisosteus oculatus (spotted gar)
Lineage: Eukaryota; Metazoa; Chordata; Actinopteri; Semionotiformes; Lepisosteidae
Product: protein mono-ADP-ribosyltransferase PARP14-like
Biological process (GO): protein poly-ADP-ribosylation; negative regulation of gene expression
Cellular component (GO): cytoplasm; nucleus
Molecular function (GO): NAD+-protein mono-ADP-ribosyltransferase activity; transcription corepressor activity; NAD+ poly-ADP-ribosyltransferase activity
Source: RefSeq, a predicted model, not a curated record